AUGAGCGGAUCACAGCGUCGCUCUGGCGGUAGCUCCAACGGGCCAGGCCGUAACGGCGGUGGCAGUCGUAGCAGCAGUUCUCGUGGUCACUCAUACGCAAACUCUACCUCCGGAGGAGGCGCACCUACUCCAUCAACACAAAACAACGGCUACGAUCCACGAAAUGAUUCCGUAUACGCACAAGUGCAACGAUCAUCAUGGCCCUACCACGCGUACGCCAACGGCGCGACAGACAACCAAGCCCAAUCCACCGCACCUCGCUCUCCAAGACGUCAAGUUCAAGGACCUCGCGCCUCCAACGGUCCAUAUCAGUUCGAGACAGAUCACUCUUCCUCUCAUUUGCGCGUCCAACGUUACCAAAUGUCCGAGAGUGACUUCCACUCAUCGCCGCCACCUCACGCGUCCUCGUCGGCGGAGCGCCGUGCGCAGCCGGAUCCGUACCAGCCUCCCAUUGGUGGUAAUCCUUCCGCUUCAACUGCGCCCCAACGCUCCGGGCCCUACGACGCCGUCGGCUACAUCAGACGUGACGGUGCGGUGUUCGAUCGGGAUGAAGUGUAUGAGGAGUAUAGGCCGUACGACCCAUACGCUCAUCAACAUGGACAACAACGAUUUAACGGAAGCAACUGA
This is a messenger RNA of Alternaria conjuncta, 627 nucleotides long. RefSeq lists its product as uncharacterized. The transcript is spliced from 2 exons. The record is from RefSeq and is a predicted model, not a curated record. Bases 1 to 627 code for a protein of 208 amino acids. NCBI's taxonomy places the organism in Eukaryota, Fungi, Ascomycota, Dothideomycetes, Pleosporales, Pleosporaceae.